Coregonus clupeaformis (lake whitefish) is the source of this 2528-nucleotide messenger RNA. It is a transcript of the gene efna3a, whose product is annotated as ephrin-A3a. Gene Ontology annotation, biological process: ephrin receptor signaling pathway; axon guidance. The transcript is spliced from 5 exons. Gene Ontology annotation, molecular function: ephrin receptor binding. Bases 680 to 1360 code for a protein of 226 amino acids. The record is from RefSeq and is a predicted model, not a curated record. Gene Ontology annotation, cellular component: plasma membrane. Lineage: Eukaryota; Metazoa; Chordata; Actinopteri; Salmoniformes; Salmonidae.
GGCAACGGGUGCGCAGCGUGUGGCUAGUUUGGAAGCGGUGGCAGGUAGAAACCUAAAAGUCUCAACGGACACUGACUGAGCUGAAACUAAAUUAAAAUGACAAAGUAGACAAUUACAUUUACAGUCGAAACGAAAAAGGAACCCAUAGGCCUACCAACAGAAGGAUAAUGUAAACACAUUUUGACAAACUUUGAUUAUACCAUUUCAACGCCAGCUGUGCUUCUCCGAGACGAAAGGUUGUCUUGAUGUGAGGCUACAUUGAGGUGAUUUGCAACAUCCUUUCAUCAACACGGGACUUCAGUUGUCAUUGUCAAAUAUAGCAGUCUAAUUUGCCUUAUCACUUCUCCUUCUGAACAGUAUUGUUUUCGGUCUGUGGAGAGGAUUAGGGAACAUAAAAGGAAUACUCAAAGCACAGUGACUUCAAAGUGCGCAGCAGGCAAAGUAAACAUAGGGUUGGGGAGGAUACCGAAAUGGGGUUCGUCGUCGCAAUGGAAUUAGUGCUGAAGAACACAUAAACCAAGCCAAGUAUUCGUCCGUUCCAAACGUCGCUGAAAACUGUUCAACUAGGUUGUGUUACCGCUGGGAUGUUGACAGUGACCCGCUGUUUGGGACGGAGGGACUGAGAGCGAAGAAGGUAGGCUAGAGAGAACGAAGGGGGAGAACAAGGAACAGUGGGAUUAUGGCUCUCGCAACCGUUUCUCUCUGUCUAAUAGCACUUGCCUUUACAAACUUGCACCUGACGCGAGCCAACGACCGACAUGCCGUCUAUUGGAACAGCUCAAAUUUACAUCUACGGAGGGAGGGCUACACGGUGCAGGUGGCAGUGAACGACUACCUGGACAUCUACUGCCCGCACUACAACAGUACCGCCACCAGCCAGCGGGGGACACUGGAGCGCACCGUGGCUGAGCAGUACGUCCUCUACAUGGUCAGCUACCGCGGCUACCGCACCUGCGACCCCCAGAUUGGCUUCAAGCGCUGGGAGUGCAACCGGCCGCAUGCGCCCCACGCGCCCAUCAAGUUCUCUGAGAAGUUCCAGCGCUACAGCGCCUUCUCCCUGGGCUACGAGUUCAACGUGGGCCACGAGUACUACUACAUAUCCACGCCCACCCAUCACCAUGGCCACAGCUGCCUGAGACUGAGAGUCUACGUCUGCUGCUCCACGGUCUCCCACGGUGAUGAUUCCAGUCAGACACCACCUGACUACACAGUCAGGCCCAAUAUCAAAAUACACAACAUUGAUGAAUUUAACCCUGAAAUUCCCAAACUGGAGAAGAGCGUCAGCGGCAGCAGCCCAUCACGCGAUCGCCUUCUGCUCACCGUGGCAACACUGCUCAUCUCCGCCCUCCUGGUCUCCUAGCGACUGUCUCCACGAGUGACAUCAUAUGGAUACCUGAACCGCUUAGCCUGAAGGGCUCUGUAUCCGCUGACCCUGGGUUCAAUUAGAAAGUGGGAGGGAACCAAGGAAUGGACACACAAUUCAACAAUCAAUUUGACACAACCAUAAAAAACAGGACUUACUCUCGGAUCGUACUCACUCAAUUCUAUCUUAACUCACCUGUAAUCACUGUUGAUACACAGUUUGUGCGACAUGACGUCUUUGGUUCAUGAGUUGUCGGACAUACACUACGUGCAUAAGUGCCACCGCAUUUCAUGCAUUUGGUGUGCCACCACACAGACCAAGAGCAGAAAAUGGCAUUCAGACUUAGACAUGAUACUGCCAUCAUGCCUAGGCUGCCUCUGGCUACACACACAGUUAAAGUAGGACAUGUGCAGUGAGAUUUGUAAUGGGAGCUGCCUGUCUAUCUGCGAAUGAACUCGCAUUACAUUGUCUUCAGCUAGUCCCAAUAUGGAGGACCUUUGAGCUCUAUGGACUAGGAUGGACAUAACUGGACUGGGCUCCACUGAGCCUGACCAAUGGACUGUGGACUGUAGGCCUCCAAUGGGCUUUGAUGGACUCAGCUGGACUUGGCUGUGCUGCAGUACUGUGGACCAUGCUGGACUCUGCCAAGAUUCACUGUACUGUGCUGUGCCAUAUACUUGCAGCCAUUUCUCUACACUGCUGCCAUUCUACCGGACGUUAACCCAUCUUCUACUGUCAUGGAUACGAGUUGGUCACACUGUGGCCCAGGUGUUGAGGGUGUUGACCGGAAGACAGAAAUAUUUUGAAAGAAUCUCUAUAAGGCUUUCGAGAGCCCUUAUCCAUCUCCUCCAGAUGUUCUCUAACCAUGGCUUUGUGGUGCAUAGAAAGGUCCAAAGCCCACAUGUCAAGGACAAAAUAAACAGUGCCCUCCAAGAACUGGUCCUAGAUCUGUUUUUCAUAUCUGCCUUCAAACCUUAUUACUGGAAUAAAAGAGACUCUGGACCUGUGCUUUGAGGGCAUUUCUAGAAGCUCACAUCUGUGUUUUUGCCUGAUACAUCUACCCAUAACACUUUGUCUGGGUUCCAGGUAGCAAUCUUGUGUCAAUAGUCAACAGAAUGGUUUCUAAUACCACAAAUUACAAUAUUAAACAUUUCAUAACAACAAA